GAAAUAUGGAAUCAGAUGACGUAGUAGUUCCGGGUUUCUAGGUCUUGUGAAAAGGUAACUCUCGGUCAUUUUCUAGUUUGAAAGACUAUGGUGGUAGGGAAACCAUUGACCGGGUUUUCAGCUGCUGAAGGUGUCACAUCAGGAGGACAGUGGACCCAAUAUUUUCUUACUACAGCUUGGAACUCUUAGAAUUAUCUGCUUGAGGCCUUUUCUGAGGCUCCCUGUUUGACACGGACACAUCUCUAAGAUCCCGAGACUAGCACAGGAUUCAAAACUUGUUUGACCACAACUGCUGCUCAUUUCCCUUCCUUUCCUCAAGUACUUUUUCCAGAGAUCAGUAUGGGUCUCCAGUCAGACUCAGCUGUUCAAGCUAUCUUCCUCUUUCCAAUCCACCUGCUGGUAUGGCUGUACUCUGUCCUGUCCUUCGUCCCUUGGUACUUUAUCACUGGUGCUGGGGAAAGACAAGCUCAGUCUAAGCGGGUAAAAGCACGUUCAACAACAGGCCUAGCAGAGGGACCAUACCGCUGUGUGGACCACUUUGAAUCCCUGGCCACAGAGGACUACCCUGGCAAGGACACACUGGACAAGCUGUUCGACCAUGCUGUGCAGCGCUUUGGCCCAGGACAUUGCCUCGGUACUCGAGAUAUACUGAGCGAAGAGAAUGAGGUUCAGCCCAGUGGAAAAGUAUUCAAAAAGCUAAUCCUGGGGGAGUACAGGUGGCUCUCCUACGAUGAUAUGGACUCUAUCGUCAGCCAGUUUGGCAGUGGACUGGCAGCUCUGGGGCAACAGCCUAAAAGCAGUAUUGCUAUCUUUUGCGAAACCAGAGCAGAGUGGAUGAUCACUGCUCAGGCAUGCUUCAGGCGGAAUUUCCCAUUGGUGACAUUUUACUCCACUCUGGGAGAUGACGCAAUUGCAUUUGGGCUGAAUGAGACCGGAGUUACACAUCUAGUUACCAGCUCAGAACUGCUUGAGAAUAAACUGAAGAAUGUGCUUCCACUGAUCCCCAAACUGAAGCAUGUGAUCUAUGUGGACCAGAAGAAAGUGAGCACAGAAGGCUAUCCAGCAGGACUGUCCAUCCACAGCAUGCGGGCCGUACAAGAGCUGGGCUCACUGCCUGAGAAUCUGGGAAGGGCGAUUGUGAAGCCUCGGCCCUCAGAUCUGGCUGUGGUGAUGUACACCAGUGGCUCUACAGGCAGACCUAAAGGAGUCAUGAUCGUCCACAGAAAUCUGAUUGCAGGAAUGACAGGCCAGUGUGAACGCAUCCCUGGACUCGGGCCUAAUGAUACCUACAUAGCCUAUCUGCCCCUGGCGCAUGUUCUUGAAAUGACAGCAGAGAUCUCCUGUGUCACAUAUGGUUGUCGAAUUGGCUACUCAUCCCCCCAGACACUUUCAGACCAGUCCACAAAGAUAAAAGGAAGUAAAGGAGACAGCUCAGUGCUCAAACCAACCCUGAUGGCAGCUGUGCCAGAAAUAAUGGAUCGCAUCAACAAGAAUGUGAUGAGCAGAGUGCAGGAAAUGAAUCUCAUCCAGAAGAAGCUGUUUACCCUGGGCUACAACUACAAACUAGAUCAGAUAAAGAGAGGCUAUGACGCACCAUUGUGCAAUGCCCUGUUGUUCAAGAAAGUAAAGAAAAUCCUGGGAGGACGAGUGAGGAUGAUGUUGUCCGGAGGAGCCCCCUUGUCCGCAGCCACUCAGCGAUUCAUGAAUGUGUGUUUCUGUUGUCCAGUGGGUCAGGGAUAUGGGCUCACUGAAACCUGUGGAGCAGGCACCAUCACAGAGGUUGCGGACAUCAGCACUGGUCGUGUUGGAGCUCCUCUUCUCUGCUGUGAGAUCAAACUCAGGGACUGGGCUGAAGGUGGCUACACCAGCAAAGACAAGCCAAACCCAAGAGGGGAGAUCCUGAUCGGUGGUCCUAAUGUAACCAUGGGAUACUACAGGAAUGAGGGCAAGAACCAGGACUUUUUUGUGGAUGAAAACGGUCAGAGAUGGUUCUGCACCGGGGAUGUAGGAGAGAUUUACCCCGAUGGAUGUCUACAAAUAGUCGAUCGCAAGAAGGACUUGGUGAAACUGCAGGCUGGGGAGUACGUCUCUCUUGGUAAAGUGGAGUCUGCUCUGAAAAACUGCCUGCUCAUAGACAACAUCUGUGCUUAUGCAAACAGUGAGCAGAACUACGUGAUCAGCUUUGUGGUUCCCAACCAAAGAAAGCUAACAGAAUUGGCCAAACAGAGAGGCAUAGAGGCAGCAUGGGAGGAGCUCUGCACCCACCCCGACAUGGAAAGGGAAGUCCUGAAGGAGAUCAAGGAGGUCGCUGCUAACAUUAAACUCCAGCGAUUUGAGAUUCCAGUCAAGGUUCAUCUUAGUCCUGAGCCAUGGACUCCUGAGACGGGUCUUGUCACGGAUGCGUUCAAGCUGAGGAGGAAAGAGCUGAAGAACCACUAUCUCCACCACAUAGAGAGAAUGUACGGGGGCAAAUGAGUCCUCAAAAAUUUCACCCAGUGUUGGUUGCCACCAAACCACUGUUUUGUUCUGUAAAUAGUCUUCUGGUACCUUGUUGGAUUUUCAUGCUGUUGUGUAGCACAGGUGUCCAAAUGAAAAUAUCUUGAAAAUGAGAGCUGAAGCUGUUGGUAGUUGUAGCUGUUCACCCACGUGCUGCUUCUCAUUUGUUAGUGUGGUUUUGAUUGUCUAAGAGUUGCACUCAAGUGGCAACUCUUAGCCCAUGAAAGGGUCCAAGACCAUUAAAGCAGUCAACUGCCAUCCACUUGAAUCUGUUGGCUCUUAGUUUGUAGCUAAUUAAAAAGUACCACUGUCCUCCAUUUGUUGCUGAUGCUUUACUCUCAUCGAAUAUGUUAACUGUAACCAUAAUGGAGGUUUGUAAAUUAUCUUUUGUAAAGUCGGAGUCCUGUUGUUACUGUGCCUUCAGUCUGCAGUUCCUAUGUAGUGAAGCAGAAAUAAGUGGCAUCUAGAUUUAAAGUAAUAGUUUACGCUUUUGUUACAAAAAUGGCUUACUGCCAUGUAAAGUUUACAGCUUCAGGUAAAAACUGCCCACCAAGAGAAACGUGGAUCAAAGAUAGGAAAUAUUUAGUGAUGGUCAGGUCUUGCUUAUCCACUUGUUAUUUUGACUCCUUUUGCUUUAUUUAUACUGUGUUAGUCUUUUCUCCAAUAAGACCAAAAUGUGCAACAUUAACAACUCAGGAAGAUGAGCAAAUGUUUUAAUAUAUGAAAUUGUCAAAUAGUGGGUUGCUUAUAUAAGAAAGCACUUAAGUUACAAUUCUUGUGGGCACCUUAUUUAUUUAAGAGCAAGUAUGCUUUAUUACUAAAAUGCUUAUUGGCAAAGGCUAGUUAGAACUGGCACACUGUAAUACUGUCAUACCUCAGUUAACAAGUUCAUGUACAAUUUGGUAUAAGGUUGUCCUAAGCUAAGUCAGUUCAUUUUAAUAUUGUAGGAUUGCUUUCUAUGUAUAUUUUUCAGGUGUUAAUGGAUUUGCAUUAUUAAGACUAAAGGAAGCAGAUAUUGACAUUCACUUUACAGUUGGUUGUUUGGUGAUCCUACUUGUAUUUAUUACUCCAUCUUUAUGGUCACAUGCCUUGUUCAACAUUCUAGGAAUAAAAGUCUUUUCGUAUUCA
Notolabrus celidotus (New Zealand spotty) is the source of this 3624-nucleotide messenger RNA. It is a transcript of the gene acsl4a, whose product is annotated as acyl-CoA synthetase long chain family member 4a. Gene Ontology annotation, biological process: neuron differentiation; long-chain fatty acid metabolic process; long-chain fatty-acyl-CoA metabolic process. Gene Ontology annotation, molecular function: arachidonate-CoA ligase activity. The record is from RefSeq and is a predicted model, not a curated record. Lineage: Eukaryota; Metazoa; Chordata; Actinopteri; Labriformes; Labridae. Gene Ontology annotation, cellular component: plasma membrane; lipid droplet; endoplasmic reticulum.